This is a messenger RNA of Miniopterus natalensis, 1056 nucleotides long. It is a transcript of the gene PIH1D1, whose product is annotated as PIH1 domain containing 1. Lineage: Eukaryota; Metazoa; Chordata; Mammalia; Chiroptera; Miniopteridae. Gene Ontology annotation, biological process: box C/D snoRNP assembly; rRNA processing. Gene Ontology annotation, cellular component: ribonucleoprotein complex; cytoplasm; R2TP complex. The record is from RefSeq and is a predicted model, not a curated record.
GAAGAUCUCUCGGGCGCGGGGCUCUGCGCGCGUGGCAGCCAUCACUCGUCCAGACUGCUUUCCACCGACUGCUGGGCGCUCUGCCCAAGGGAACGUCGAGGGCCAUGGCGGACUUGAAACUGCUGGUGCCGGAGCUAGACGAAGCAGAGGCAAUGGGCGCCGAGACCGCGCGUUUCCAGGAGCUGCUGCUGCAGGCCUCCAAGGAGCUCCAGCAAGCCCAGACAAGCAGACCAGAAUCAACACAGAUCCAACCUCAACCUGGCUUCUGCAUAAAGACCAACUCAUCCGGAGGGAAGGUUUUCAUCAACAUCUGUCACUCUCCCUCCAUCCCUCCUCCGGCUGACGUGACCGAGGAUGAGCUGCUUCAGAUGCUAGAGGAGGACCAAGCUGGGUUUCGCAUCCCCAUGAGCCUGGGAGAGCCUCACGCCGAACUCGAUGCAAAAGGCCAGGGUUGUACCGCCUACGACGUAGCUGUCAACAGCGACUUCUACCGGAGGAUGCAGAACAGCGAUUUCCUGCGAGAGCUCGUGAUCACCAUCGCCAGGGAGGGCCUUGAGGACAAAUACAGUCUGCAGCUGAAUCCAGAGUGGCGAAUAUUGAAGAACCGGCCGUUUAUGGGCUCCAUCUCCCAGCAAAAUAUCCGCUCCCAGCAGCGUCCUCCGAUCCAGGAGCUGGGGAACCUGUUUACUGCUGACUCCUUGAGACCUGAGGAAGGCCCUGAAAAGCCUCACCUGAACCUUUGGCUGGAAGCCCCUGACCUCCUUUUGGCGGAAAUUGACCUCCCCAAACUGGAUGGAGCUCUCGGGCUGUCCCUGGAGAUCGGGGAGAACCGCCUGGUGAUGGGGGGCCCCCAGCAGCUGUACCAUCUGGAUGCCUACAUCCCCCUGAGGAUCAACUCUGAUGAGAGCAAGGCGGCAUUCCAUCGGAAAAGAAAGCAACUGAUGGUGGCGAUGCCCCUUCUGACCAUGCCUUCUUGACCCAGUGUCUUCCUGUGCUCCCAAGUGAGGAGAAGGUGGUAGCUUCUCUAAAAUUGAAAUAAAAGAUUUUUCCCCUUUG